Messenger RNA from Amphiprion ocellaris (clown anemonefish), 2672 nucleotides. Its product is annotated as protocadherin gamma-C5-like. The record is from RefSeq and is a predicted model, not a curated record. Bases 186 to 2657 code for a protein of 823 amino acids. The transcript has a single exon. Gene Ontology annotation, cellular component: plasma membrane. Gene Ontology annotation, molecular function: calcium ion binding. Gene Ontology annotation, biological process: homophilic cell-cell adhesion. NCBI's taxonomy places the organism in Eukaryota, Metazoa, Chordata, Actinopteri, Pomacentridae.
UACACUGCAAGGAGCUGGAUGAGAGGGAGUGAUGCUCUUCUUGGAUUUAAAGCAAAAGUAUAUAUAUUUUUUGCUUAUGAGCUGAUUUUGGAUACUUACUUGGAUUAAGUCGCUAUGGCAAUGGGUGGUAAACAUUAUCUUUUCGAUUGCUUCACUGGGAAAUAACUGUAAGCUCCGAAUCAGGGAUGACAAAGACAAUAGGAUACCGAGACUGGAGAUGGCAGGCGCUUUGGUGGCAUCAUUUCUUUCUCUUGUGGAUUACAAUAGACGCACAGACUCGUUACAGCAUCCCGGAGGAACUAAAACAGGGAUCGGUGGUAGGAAAUUUAGCCAAAGAUUUGGGUUUGGCAUUAUCAGAGAUUUUUGACCGUAAGCUGCGUGUCGCGCCUGAAGCUGGUAAGCAGUAUUUCAGUGUGGAUGCGGGGAAGGGCGAGCUGGUGGUGAAUGACAGAAUAGACAGAGAGGCUUUAUGCGCACAAAGCACCAGCUGCGUUUUGACUCUGCAAGUGGUGAUUGAUAAACCCUUACAGUUGUAUCGAGUAGAGGUGGAAAUACAAGAUAUCAAUGAUAAUUCUCCAAGAUUCCCAUCGCCAGAAAUAAUAUUACAAAUAGCAGAGUCUACAGCGGCAGGAGCACGCUUUCCUUUGGAGAGCGCACAAGAUCUUGAUGUAGGAGUGAAUUCAGUGAGAUCAUAUACUUUGAGUAAAGAUGACUUUUUCAGUUUAAAAAUUAAAGAUGUGUCCGGUGGACGGAAAGUCCCAGAGUUAAUUCUUUCUAAAUCCCUCGACAGAGAAAAAAAGCCCACACAUCAGCUCCAGCUGACAGCUAUAGACGGUGGGAAUCCAGUGAAAUCUGGCAUCUCUCAGAUAACCGUAAAUGUAUUGGAUAAUAACGACAAUUUUCCAGUAUUUGAGAAAAAUGUUUACAAAGUUUCGAUAAGCGAAAAUAGUGUACAAGGUGCGUCCAUCAUUAAACUGACAGCAAAGGAUACAGAUGAAGGUCUGAAUGGAGAAGUAGAAUAUUCAUUUGGACCGCACACACCAGAUAUCGUCCUAUCUGUGUUUGAUAUUGAUCCAUUAACAGGAGAAAUACGUUUGAUCGGGAAAUUAGAUUUCGAAACAAAUGCUAAUUAUGAAAUAGACAUUUGCGCAAGAGACAAGGGAACUCCGAGAAUGGAAGGGCAUUGCACAGUUCAUAUUGAAGUGUUAGAUGUUAACGAUAAUGCUCCAAAUAUAUUUCUGACCUCUCAACCAAACUCUGUGCCUGAAGACGCACCAAGUGGUACUGUGGUAGCUUUAAUCAGUGCUCGAGACCUGGACUCCGGUCAAAAUGGUAAAGUGACAUUACAGCUCCCCAGGGGUUCUCCUUUUAACCUGAAACCCUCUUUUUCUGAUAAUUACGCACUAGUUACUGCCGGCGCGUUAGAUAGAGAGACUUUCUCGGAGUAUAAUGUUGAGAUAACAGCCACCGAUUCAGGAUCUCCUCCUCUGUCGACAAAGAAGACGAUUCAUGUCUCCAUUACUGAUGUGAAUGAUAACCCACCUGUAUUCACUCAGCCUUCAUAUGCUGUUUAUUUAAAAGAGAAUGGAGUACCAGGUUCUAUACUGUUCUCAGUAUCAGCAUCUGACCUGGAUUUUGGUGACAACGCGAAGAUCUCUUACUCUAUUCUGGACUCUAAAGUGCAGGACGUUUCUGUCUCGUCUUAUGUUUACAUCAACUCAGAUAACGGCAGCAUCUACAGCAUGCACUCGUUUGACUAUGAGAAGCUGAAGGUGUUUCAGAUUCAGGUUCAGGCAAAGGAUCAGGGCUCUCCGUCUCUCAGCAGCAACGCCACAGUCCAUGUUUUCAUCCUGGACCAGAACGACAAUGCCCCCGCUGUUAUUUACCCCUCCUCCGCUGCCCUGGGCUCCCUCUCUCAUCAGAGGAUGCCCCGCUCGGCCAAAGCGGGUCACCUGGUUACCAAGGUGACGGCUGUGGACGCUGACUCGGGCCACAACGCGUGGAUCUCGUACAAAGUGUCGGAGGCCACAGACGCGUCUCUGUUCACUGUCAAUCUGUACACAGGUGAGGUGAGGACUAAACGCGCUGUGUCCGAGCAGGACGACUCCUCUCAGAGGCUGCUGAUAGAGAUCAAGGACGACGGGGAGCCGGUCCAGUCCGCCACCGUCACGGUGUCCAUCCUGCUGGAGGACGGUCUCCAUGAACCCAUCUUAGACCUGAGACACAAAUCGAUGGUGGAGCCGAGCAAGAAAACUGGGAGAAUCACUCUUUAUUUGAUUCUGUCUCUGGCCUCGGUGUCCGUGUUGUCUCUGGUGAGUUUUGUCAUCUUGGCGGUGAAAUGCAUGAGGAGCAGCAGGAGCAGCGGUAGUUGCUGCAUGAGACGCAGCGACUGUGAUGAUUACAAGAACCCGAACAGGAACCUGCAGAUUCAGCUGAACACUGAUGGACCUAUAAAGUACGUGGAGGUCCUGGGAGGAGACAUGUUGUCUCAGAGUCAGUCGUUCAGGUCGUGUAUGUCUCCGAUGUCAGAGUACAGUGAUUUCACUUUGAUUAAGCCCAGCAGCACCACAGACUUUAAGGAGGUGAUCAGUGUCCUGGAUGCGUCUUUACCGGACAGCACCUGGACCUUUGAGAGCCAGCAGGUGAGCACAAAAUAACAGUAGUCUUCUGUG